Guyanagaster necrorhizus is the source of this 1416-nucleotide messenger RNA. RefSeq lists its product as uncharacterized. Gene Ontology annotation, biological process: regulation of DNA-templated transcription. Gene Ontology annotation, molecular function: DNA-binding transcription factor activity. The coding region runs from base 1 to 1416 and encodes 471 amino acids. The record is from RefSeq and is a predicted model, not a curated record. NCBI's taxonomy places the organism in Eukaryota, Fungi, Basidiomycota, Agaricomycetes, Agaricales, Physalacriaceae. The transcript has 2 exons.
AUGCCCAGGCUCGCCUCUCCCCCUCAUACCCCCAGCCACCAAUUCAACUUUUCUUCUGCUCGCAUGUCAGACGUAGCCCUCAGGAAAAAGAAAAAUGCAGAUGCUCAGGCUGCCUUUAGAGCUCGCAGGGCAAACUACAUAUCCACCCUCGAGGAAACAGUCACAAACCUCGAGUCCGUCGUGUUGCAGCUUCAGGAUUCAUGUCGUGAGGCCCGUGCUGAGGCCCUGGAGCUACGACAAGAUAAUGCCCGUCUACGACACGCUUUUCGCGAACGCGAAAAUCUCUGGCGAGCAAUGUGGCCUCGCAAAUCGGGUCACGGUCCCGAUGCUGAUGACCCCCCACCGCCGCCGCCACUGUCCUACCCACAUCCUGCUAUCAACGGUCAUUUGGGUUCUUCACAGCUCUCGCAUUAUGGCUCAGACAACAUGUCCUAUCGUCCCGGUGAGGAUCCUACGAUGUGCGGCAGUCAGUAUACCGCACCCAAUCCACCAGCCCUUGCCUACGUCGAGAACCAAGUGUCUCCGGACGGUCCCCAGCCGCUGUCUUCACGCGUUCCAAAGUAUAAUUCCUAUUUUAAUCCAGUCACGUCUUCUCCUCGCGACGGUUCUUGGUCCAGUAUGGGUCAAACUUCGCCAGGAGAACAAGGGCUACCGCCGAAUACUAGUCACUCAUCAGGUUCACCCCACUUUGUUGGAUCGCCCACAGUCACGUCUUCCGAAAUGUCCUAUGUCGAGCGGUACCCUGUUGAGGACCAAAAGGCUCCCUUGAACACUCUUGAAACGAAUCCUUAUGUUUUUCCCGCCAGCCGUUCCAUUUCACCAUCCAGUUCGACCCCUCCUUCAUCAUCUUCUGCAACUUUGAACCCCCCGUUUCAGUUCAACUUUCCGGAAAAUGGCGCCUCGUCCGAUCGUGCAAACUUUGAUUAUCGCCGGCAAGGUGAAGUCAUGUUGCAUGGAGGCACAGCUGAUAUCUCUCUUUCUGGUCCAGCCAGUGAUGCCGUCCGCUACAGGCUGGGGACAAAACGAUCACAUUCCGGUGCUGACCGCCCACUCCUUCCCAUACUUCCCCCUCUUUCUUCCAGCGACAACGGCUCCCCACAUGAAGGAAGUGACGGGGACUCUGCUUCCUAUCCCUCAAGCCGGCUGCGCUCGCGUCGGAGUGUCCCCCUGCCACGGAGUUCUCGUUCCCCAUCGCCAGGUGGGGCACAACAGCUAUCAGGAACUCUCGCUGUUAUCAAGGCGCAGGCCUUUGGUGCGCUGCGUAAAACACGUACACGUACCAAAAAACCAUCUGACGGGGCCGCCAAAGUCGCCAUUGACGUUCUUGAGGCUCGUGGCCUUGGAAUAGGUGCUCCGACGCCUUCCAAACGGCCACGGCUUAGUGAUGACCUUGACUUGGAUUCACGACCAUCAUGA